GCUUGAGGAGAGAGACUUGAGCUGACCCACCCUUGCUGAACCUGCUCUGCCUCCUGCUGCUGGGCUGGGGAGUGGCUGGGACCCCCCCAGCGCUGAGCCCUGCGUGGCCUUGGGGGAUACUCCAGCCUUGGAGGGGGCGGGGCAGGCAGUUAUUCUCAUGCGCAGGAGGGUAGGGUUUCAGAUUUGUUUAUGCCUCUAAGAGGCACCUUGGGGACAGGGUUGGGACGCCCAGCUCAGCAUUGCCAUUCAGCUCAGCGUGGCCAAGAGACACCUCAGAUUUCACUUUUCCACUGGGGGCUGUUGGCUCUGCAGGCCCAGGCAGGCCAGGGGUCUGGAGCAUUUUCCAGGGUGCUGGGGAGGGGUGCACAGUGGCCCUCAGCCAGCCCACGCACCAGAGGGGCCCUUUCUCCUGAGGCUGGCCUGCGCUCUGCCUGGGCCAUGCCAGCCUGUUCUCUUCAGCAGGGUCAGUGCUAUUAAUACCAGGCGGGUGCACAGCCCCCAGCCAGUGAUCCUCUUAUGCCUAUGACCUCGGUCCCUGGGGCCAGGGUGAGUGCUGUUCCUUCGGCACAGGGACUCCCUGCCUCCCAGCACGCAGCCUUUGCCAGCCAGGCGCCGGAUCCCACCAGGUUCCUAAGCUCUGUGCCACCCGCUGUGGAGGAGCGAUUCAGGUGGCUCCUGGGCUGUCCGGGACUGCUGUGGGUCUGAGGCAGCACACUAGUGGCCCUGCUCACAGCUCGGGUCCGCACGUCCCAGCCAUGAGCAGCCCCCCUGCUUACCCUGGCAUCAGGAUCUCGGGGUGCUGGGCCCUUGGAGCAGACAGCAGCAGCAACGUGGAAGCCUUGGACAGGCUCCUCCCACCCGUGGGUGCUGGACGCUCGCCCCGGAAGCGCACCACCAGCCAGUGCAAGUCUGAGCCGCCCCUGCUGCGCACCAGCAAACGCACCAUUUACACGGCCGGGCGGCCGCCCUGGUACAAUGAACACGGCACGCAGUCCAAGGAGGCCUUCGCCAUUGGCCUGGGAGGCGGCAGUGCCUCUGGGAAGACCACCGUGGCCCGGAUGAUCAUCGAGGCCCUGGACGUGCCCUGGGUGGUCCUGCUGUCCAUGGACUCCUUCUACAAGGUGCUCACCCGGCAGCAGCAAGAGCAGGCCGCCCUCAACAACUACAACUUCGAUCACCCGGACGCCUUCGACUUCGACCUCAUCGUGUCCACCCUGCAGAAGCUGAAGCAGGGCAAGAGCGUCAAGGUGCCCGUGUACGACUUCACCACGCACAGCCGCAAGAAGGACUGGAAGACGCUCUACGGCGCCAACGUCAUCAUCUUUGAGGGCAUCAUGGCCUUUGCUGACAAGACACUGCUGGAGCUCCUGGACAUGAAGAUCUUUGUGGACACGGACUCUGACAUCCGCCUUGUGCGGCGGCUGCGUCGGGACAUCGGCGAACGUGGCCGUGACAUCACAGGUGUCAUCAAGCAGUACAACAAGUUUGUCAAGCCGGCCUUCGACCAGUACAUCCAGCCCACCAUGCGCCUGGCCGACAUUGUGGUGCCACGAGGGAGCGGGAAUGCAGUGGCCAUCGACCUGAUCGUGCAGCACGUGCACAGCCAGCUGGAGGAGAGGAAGCUGCGCUGGGAUCUGGCCGCGCUGGCCUCGGCGCACCAGUGCCACCCCCUGCCCCAGACGCUGAGUGUCCUCAAGAGCACGCCGCAGGUGCGGGGCAUGCACACCAUCAUCAGGGACAAGGAGACCAGCCGGGAUGAAUUCAUCUUCUACUCCAAGAGACUCAUGCGGCUGCUCAUCGAGCACGCGCUGUCCUUCCUGCCCUUCCAGGACUGCGUGGUGCAGACCCCGCAGGGGCAGGACUACGCGGGCAAAUGUUACGCCGGGAAGCAGAUCACCGGCGUGUCCAUCCUGCGGGCCGGCGAGACCAUGGAGCCCGCGCUGCGGGCCGUGUGCAAGGACGUGCGCAUCGGCACCAUCCUCAUCCAGACCAACCAGCUCACCGGGGAGCCGGAGCUCCACUACCUGCGGCUGCCCAAGGACAUCAGUGACGACCACGUGAUCCUGAUGGACUGCACCGUGUCCACGGGCGCUGCGGCCAUGAUGGCUGUGCGCGUGCUCCUGGACCACGAUGUGCCCGAGGACAAGAUCUUCCUGCUGUCGUUGCUCAUGGCGGAGAUGGGCGUUCACUCGGUGGCCUACGCGUUCCCACGCGUGAGAAUCAUCACCACAGCGGUGGACAAGCGCGUGAACGACCUGUUUCGCAUCAUCCCAGGCAUCGGGAACUUUGGCGACCGCUACUUUGGGACAGACGCAGCCCCAGACGGCAGUGACGAGGAGGAAGUGGCCUGGGCGAGUUAGCUGGUGGCAGUUUCUUCCCACCCCCAGCCCCACCCAACUUCCGCCUGCCUCCUGGCCCGUGACAGAGACGUUAACUUAUUUGUUACCAUUGUAACUUAUUCGAUACAUUUUAUAUAAAUAAAGCUUUAGGAAAAAUGAA
This is a messenger RNA of Hipposideros armiger (great roundleaf bat), 2499 nucleotides long. It is a transcript of the gene UCKL1, whose product is annotated as uridine-cytidine kinase 1 like 1. The transcript has 15 exons. Bases 756 to 2360 code for a protein of 534 amino acids. Gene Ontology annotation, molecular function: kinase activity; ATP binding. Lineage: Eukaryota; Metazoa; Chordata; Mammalia; Chiroptera; Hipposideridae. The record is from RefSeq and is a predicted model, not a curated record.